This is a messenger RNA of Arabidopsis arenosa, 1087 nucleotides long. NCBI's taxonomy places the organism in Eukaryota, Viridiplantae, Streptophyta, Magnoliopsida, Brassicales, Brassicaceae. The record is from the annotation of a GenBank genome assembly.
GUUGAAUCAUUGUUAUAAAGUUAGUAGAUUGUGGAACAAGGCAGAUUAUUAUGGGCUGCAUUUGCUCAAAAGGAGCAGCAGAAGAUGAAGAAGGUGUUGUUUAUCAUCGUGAGAAAGCAAAUGAGUAUUGGAACAAAUCUUCUUCUGUUCAAUUGAUUGCUCCUCUGCCUUCGAAUAAAGACGAUUUUUCGCAUAAAGCCGUAGAUGGAAGCUCUGGUGGUGGAAGAAGAGCGAGUGGUUUAAUUGUUCCUAUUGAUGAUAGUCAUGAUGGUAAGACUGUUAUUGUAGAGAGACCUUCAAGGUCUCAACGAGGAAGGAGAGUUUCGGAUAAUGGGAAAGGAGGAGGGUUGAUUAUUUCGAAUGUUCCGCGUAGCGCAGAAGCAGAGCUUAUUGCAGCUGGUUGGCCUUAUUGGUUAACCUCUGUUGCUGGUGAAGCUAUUAAAGGUUGGGUUCCGCGACGUGCUGAUUCCUUUGAGAAGCUUGACAAAAUUGGACAAGGGACUUAUAGCAUUGUGUAUAAGGCGCGGGAUCUUGAGACGGGUAAAAUAGUGGCGAUGAAGAAGGUUAGGAAAAAAGCUGAAGCUGUGAAGUGGCGUGGACACGAAUCUGUGAGACGAGGUUUAAGAGACUCCAAGAUAACACCGGAGUUCAUUGCUUCAGGGCAUUCAAACGUCUCAAUCACCACCCCUUCGUUCAAGAAAGAAAAACGCUUUAUGGAUACCAAUUCAGUGAUCCAUCCAAGCUCUAGGAGCAAUGUAGGUGAGGCGAAGACUAGCCGGUCCAAUAACGUGCCUGCUACAAUGGGAGACUACUUAGCUAGUGCUUCACAAAAGGAGAAUAUAGUUUCAAGAGAACCCACAACGACAUACAUGCGAAAGAAGAACAGAAUGCACUAUUCAGGUCCAUUGAUGCCUCCUGGUGGUAACAUCGAAGACAUGAUGAAAGAACACGAGAGACAAAUCCAAGAAGCUGUACGUAAGUCCCGCCUUGAGAAAUCUGCAACAAAUAAGAACAAAGAUAUCUCAGUCAAAGCAUGUGCUUAGUGAAACAUGAAACAAGAGAAACAAAAUCAACACCUGAACAUGGU